Rhea pennata is the source of this 279-nucleotide messenger RNA. Its product is annotated as protein FAM240B-like. The record is from RefSeq and is a predicted model, not a curated record. Lineage: Eukaryota; Metazoa; Chordata; Aves; Rheiformes; Rheidae. The coding region runs from base 1 to 279 and encodes 92 amino acids. The transcript is spliced from 2 exons.
AUGAGCAAGCAUACCAACUUUAAGCGCCAUAAGAUGGCUGGUUACGAUGCAGAAAGGCUGAAGAACUUCUGGGAAAAGACCAUUCAAGAACAAACUAAGCAACGAGAAGGUGAAGAGGCUAGAUUAAGCAGAAGUGCCUUGAAUAAACUUCGCCAUGAAUGGACUCAGAGGCUGGAAGGACGCGCAAAACAGGUCCAGGCACACACGAAAAGGCAGAAGGAACAGAUGACGCUGCUGUCUAUUGAGGAUCUUUCUUCAAUAGAUAAAACUGUUGCUUAA